CGAGCAUCCACAUGUGUUUAAGAUUUUAGUAAUUGUAAACAUAACCUAGUUCAGUGCAUCCUUACAAUGAGUUUCGACGGGUGUAAAACAGUGGUCACCGAAGGAGACACCGUUAUUUUAUUCCUAACUGUAAAUCAAGUGUAUGCAAUAACAGCUGAAAAGAAGACUAAGAAUAAAAAUGGAGAUUUAGUUCCAUACGUAUUUCAGACGCCUUAUGGCGCUCUGAAAGGUGAACAGCUAAUAGGAAAGGAGUUUGGUACAAAAAUACUGUUGAGUAAAGGAUGGGGCUACAUAUUGCAGCCCACACCCGAGCUCUGGACAGUUGCACUACGUCAUAGGACCCAGAUAAUUUACACUCCUGACAUAUCUAUGAUCACAUUACAAUUGGAGUUGAAGCCUGGUUCUGUUGUAAUUGAAAGUGGUACUGGCAGCGGCUCUCUUUCCCAUGCCUUGAUAAGGUCUGUUAAACCUCAUGGUCAUUUAUACACGUUUGACUUUCAUAAAGAAAGAGCUGAUAUAGCUAGACAGGAGUUCCAAGAUCAUGGCUUACAGGAAUAUGUGACUGUAUAUAAUAGAGAUGUAUGCUGUAAUGGUUUUGAUGAAGCACUGGAUGGAAAAGUUGAUGCAGUGUUUCUAGAUCUGCCUCAUCCUUGGCUAGCAAUUCCACAUGGUGUGAACUCAUUUAAACCUGAAGGAGGUAGACUGUGUUCAUUUUCGCCUUGCAUUGAACAAGUGCAAAAGACUUGUUUGAAAUUAAGGGAGCAUCAUUUCCAGGAGAUUGAGACCCUGGAAGUAUUGCAGACACAAUUCUCGGUGCAAACCAGAAGGUUAGCCAGCUUGGAGAUGGAAUACCUGAAAAAUCCCAAAGAAGAAAAUGAUGGAGACAACAAAUGUGAAAAACAGAUUGUCAGCACUUUGACCGCAAUUCCGCCACUAUCACAGCCCGGUCACACAGGUUAUUUGACUUUUGCCACAAUGCCUCCAAUUUGGGCUAGAAGCAUGAAGACCAUUGAUGAUCUUGACAAUGAUGAUAACGAAAAUUGAUGUAA
Messenger RNA from Nicrophorus vespilloides, 1049 nucleotides. RefSeq names its product tRNA (adenine(58)-N(1))-methyltransferase catalytic subunit TRMT61A (gene Trmt61). The record is from RefSeq and is a predicted model, not a curated record. Gene Ontology annotation, cellular component: nucleus; tRNA (m1A) methyltransferase complex. Lineage: Eukaryota; Metazoa; Arthropoda; Insecta; Coleoptera; Silphidae. Bases 67 to 1044 code for a protein of 325 amino acids. The transcript has a single exon. Gene Ontology annotation, biological process: tRNA methylation.